Molecule: messenger RNA, 4724 nt
Organism: Anguilla anguilla (European eel)
Lineage: Eukaryota; Metazoa; Chordata; Actinopteri; Anguilliformes; Anguillidae
Gene: robo4
Product: roundabout, axon guidance receptor, homolog 4 (Drosophila)
Exons: 19
Coding region: 425-3682 (1085 amino acids)
Biological process (GO): axon guidance; homophilic cell-cell adhesion; dendrite self-avoidance
Cellular component (GO): plasma membrane; axon
Molecular function (GO): cell-cell adhesion mediator activity
Source: RefSeq, a predicted model, not a curated record
GACCUGUGGGUGUCACUGACGCGUGAACACACUGUCACUUUGGCUUUGGAUAAUUCGCAAACUGGAGUCUGAGACGAGUGCCAAAUAAUUCAGAUAGCACAUUCCUAAAUUUGGGAUUAUGAUCUGCGCAUAAAUGAGUGAGGCCCGUAACAGCUGAUUCGGUUAUAGUUAAAGUUAUAGUUAAAUAUGGAAAGUUAAAUAAGAUGAGGAAUUCCGACUCUCCGGGACCACAUUAGCUACCAUACCGCGUUAGACAUUCAGCCAGCUUGUACAGAUAGCCAGAUCGGCGUUUAAGUCAAAGUCGUAGCCAGUUUGAGAGGCGCACUACAUCAGUCGUAGGGAGCUGACUCGCAACAGAUGGGUGUUGUGGCGCUUCAACUAAAUUAGCCCUUAAACGACAUUUAAUUGUUUUAAUUGGAAAUAAAUGAUGGUGAGGCGGUUGAUCUCAAGGCUUUGCGUAUUGUUCGCCAUUGCGCUCCACAUUGAAGGCUCCAGGCUCCGCUUGGAGGAGAGCCCCCCCCGGAUUGUCCACCACCCCUCCGAUUUCGUGGUGAAGGUGGGCCGCCCCGCCACGCUGUCCUGCCGGGCCGAGGGCCACCCGAAUCCCGCCAUCGAGUGGCUCCACAACGGCGUCCCCCUGGAGACGGACAGGCUGGAGGGCCAGUCGCGGCCCAUGGUGCUGUCCGAGGGCAGCCUCUUCUUCCUCAGCGUGCUCCCCGGGAGGCGGGGUCAGUCGCACGAGGGCGUGUACGCCUGCGUGGCCCGGAACAGCGCCGGGAGGGCCGUGAGCCGCAACGCCUCGCUUCACAUCGCAGCUCUGCAGGAUGAGUUCCGAACCCAGCCGAGUGAUACUGAGGUGGCUCUGGGGGAGAUGGCCGUCAUGAACUGCACCCCACCUGCAGGCCACCCGGAGCCCAACGUCACAUGGAAGAAGGAUGGGGUACCUCUCAACAGCACUGAAGAGCGCUACACUGUUUACAAUGGGAAGCUGGUCAUUUCUCCUGCUCAGAAGAACGACUCCGGCACGUAUGUGUGUGUGGCAUCGAACACCAUGGGGGUCCGAGAAAGCCAAGCGGCCAGGUUGUCUGUUUUUGCCAGGCCGGUGUUGUCGCGGAAACCCCUGGAUGUCACGGUGAGGGUCGGGGAGACGGCGUGGUUCUCCUGCGAGGCGCAGGGAGACCCCAUGCCUUCGGUGAAGUGGACCCGGGACCUGGGCUCACUGCCCUAUGGGAGGUACGAGGUGAAUCCAGACCACAGCCUUCAGAUCCACUACGUGACAGCGCAGGACGCGGGGCGCUACACCUGCAUCGCCGCCAGCGAGGCGGGCCAGGCCUCCGCCAGCGCCAGCCUGCAGGUGCAAGAGGCGCUGAACGCCGGGCAGAAGGAGCUGCACACGGAGCUGUCGGUGCUGCGGGUGGACCUGGAGAACGCCACCGCCCUGUUCCCGUCGUCUGAUAGGCUGCAGCUGCAGUGGAAGCUGCAGCCAUCCCACACCCAGCCGCAUCACCUGGACGGUUUUGAGGUUCUCUACCGCUCCCUUUUCCCCGCCAGCUCUGAUUGGGCAGCUGAGAGGGUGGCUCCGCCCCGUUUCCAGGCUGUGAUUGGCCCCCUGAAGAGGGGGUACAAGUACGAGCUGAAAGUGCGGCCCUACGGCGGCGGGCUGUACGGCCGGGAGAGUAACACCAAGCGCCUGCGGGUUCCAGAACUAGUGCCCAGCGCCCCCCCUCAGAGCAUCGCCGUGACGAUGGCUGCGGACAGGAACGACACCAUCCAGGUGAGCUGGGACCCGCCCCCCCAUGAGGCUCACAACGGGAUCAUUCAGAGCUACCAGGUGUGGUGUGUGCAGUCGGAGAGCCAGCAGUCACUCAACUGGACAGUGGGUGGGGGCACCCACAGCCUGGACAUCAAUGGCCUGGACCCGGGGAAGCAGUACUGGGUUACCGUGGCAGCAACCAAUGGAGCAGGCGUUGGUGUGCAGAGCAACCCUCACAGGCUGAUCUUAGAGCCCCUGCAGGCUGUGGCCCCGGACCACAGCAAUUCGGCGGUCCUGGCGAAGGUCCUAGCAGUGGUGCGGGAUCCUGUGUUCAUCGGCAGUGUUGGCGCCCUCCUGUGGUGUGUGCUCAUGGUGACAGCUGUCUGCCUGUACCGUCGCCACACCAGGCCAGCCCACCUCAGACACAGCCACCGCAAAUCUGCAGGCCUGUACAGGCUAACCAGUGAGGACCUCAUCAUAAAGCACAGGAUGGCGGCCCCUGAUUCGCCCUGGAUGUCUGGCGUCUGGAGGUCAUCCCCUUUUAACGAGUCGCACCACAGCCUGUGGGCCCAGAGUCAGGAGAACCCCGGAUUCAGGAGGACCACUCUGCCAGAUGCCUGGAAGAAGGACCCGAGCCCCCUGGAGACGGCCGUCCCCAUCGUGCCCGACAGCUGCGGAGUGUACGGCACGUUCUACGUGGACCUGACGGGGAACGGCCUGAAGACCUUCAACAGCCCGGCCCGAAGGCCCAAAGCGGGUCACGGAGGCCUGCAGCUGGACACGGAGACCGUGCACCUCUCUCAGCCCCUGUUCAAGAACGCCAUCGUCAGGGAGGGGCAGGCGCCUUGGAAACGGGCGCUCCCCGCCCAGCCCAACAUGGGUGUGCUCAAGGAAUCAUGGGAAAAAAAUUACAAGCGCGAGCUCCACGCCGUCAACAGUGCCCCUCUGGCGCCGACGCGGCAGCAGUCCAUGGCCUUACAGAGCAUGCCCAGUGCGCACGCCCAGAGGCUGAGCCAGCGCCCGCCUGGCGGGUUCUCAGAGCGCGCCAAGCCGCACGGCUCCCCCAGGGUCCUGCAUUACUCCGCCUCCCUGCACCUGAUUGACAUGCUCCCGACCCCGCCCCCUCUUCCUCUGGAUGACACCCACAGCCUGAGCUCUGAAGAAGGGUCCAGCAAGUCCACCAAGCUGACCGUGGACGGGGGCUCCCUGCGGUCCAUGGGCACCGUGUCCGGCAUCCACGGCCCCCCGACCACGGCCGGCUGCCCCUCCUACAGCCGUCUGUCCACCGCCUCCUUCUGUCUGUCCGUGGACGACGACCAGGACGCGGGCCUCACUGCUCAGGAGGUGGCGCAGUACCUGGAGCUGAGUCCCAAGGUGGAGAGACGCAGCACUGUGCCCGACAGCCCCGCCUCUCAGCCCCGCCCAUUUUCACCAACGCCCACUUUCGGCUACAUCUGCGGCCCCCUGCCCUCCGACAUGGACGCCGAGGACCUGGACGAGGGGCCGGACGCGGGGAGGAGCCAGCGGCCGUUUUCGGGGCGGAGCCGGCUGAGGAGCACGCCCUCCUCGUGCGCCAGCGACUGGGAAGGCUCCCUCUGGAACGGCUGGGGCUCCAUCUCCGAGGGCAACCUGCCCAGCGCCCGCACCAGCCUCAUCAGCUCCUCCGACGGGUCCUUCAUGAACGAUGCCAACUUUGCCCGCGUGCUGGCUGUGGCUGCGGAGUCAAUGGGCGGAGCUCCUUUCUCAGAUUUCUCCCCUCCGGCCUCCCCGCUGAGCGCACUCUUCCCUCCUCGGGAGUGUUUCGGGGAGCUGGACCCCAUGCCGGUGUGGGAUUGGAGCACGGCCUGGGUGGAGGAGAUAGAGGCGCAGUACCGCUCCUCCAGAGGGGCCGGGGCAAGGCCAGGACGGGACAAGGUUAGGGAAACCUGAGCCCAUCACCACGGUGACAGGAGAGGAGAAGAAUUCUGGGGAGGACAGGGCUGCCCACAAAAAUGCACUCCCAGUGAUUGUACCCAGAACCCCCCACCUCCCCUCCCCCAAAAAAAAAAAAUCUGCCUGCCUCAGAUCUACACGUGUUGAACUACACUUCCCACAAUACCUCAGGACAACCUAUCUUCAAUCUAGUCUUCCUGCAGCUGACUUGAGUAUCAGUUUUGGUAUUUGAGGUUGAAGGGCGGUGGGGCGCAUUAUCAUGUCUUACUAGUGACAUUCAAGAAAAGCAAGAACAAGUUGUUUUGGGAAGAGAACUUGGAGAGGGUUUUGUUUUAUUACAGGCGCUGUUGAUCCACUGCUUUAUCUGGUUAAUAAUCAUCUGUUUUUUCUGUGCCUUCACUGGUGAAUAGGAGUAAUCAGAGUAAUACAGGCCCUGUACAGCAUAUCCCUCUGUCAUCCCCUUACAACAGAGUGUAAAUAAAACUCUUAUUUAAACUAUUGCAAAUAUGUAUCUUCAAGCUCGGAGACUACAGUACACACAAAGCACAGAAUUAGGGUACAUUAUCAGCUUUUCUGUGUCUGUUAGUGUGAGUUUGUUUGUAGCCCUUACUGGAUAGAUUAUUAUGAGAAUGCUGAUAUGUCAGCAAUAGAAAUAUUAGACUAGUUGUAUUUUAUAUAUUCUAUUUUUAUUCACUCCAAGACAAUUGAAAAUGUUUACAGAAAAUGUCAAACUAGAAUUAAGUCUAAUAUUAUGCCAUUAUAGUAAAAAUGGGAAAAUGUGUAUAAAUGGAAAAUUAGCGAGCGGUGUAUUGAAUUUGACGAGGUGUUUUGCCCGAAUAGCUUGCGUCUCAGUAGAACUGGGCUAAUAUUUGUUUUAUUUGUGGGCUUUUUUACAUUUUUUAAGUACGCACUGCUAAAGUGUUGUUGCUGAUUUGGAAUACUAGCAAAUUAUUUUGUUAAACUGUGUACUAACUGCUGUUUGUUUUCUUCUCUGUGUGGCAUUACCACUGCAAAUAAAAUAUAUCUGUGAUGUUCGAGA